UCAAAGCUGUAACGCCCCUUUUAUACCCUUUCCACCUCCAAUAAGAAGCUCCUUGCUGGUCAUUUGCGCGCUCCUUAAGUCCUGGCUGUUAGCAGGCUUAACCUCCCCCGCAGGCUCAUCUUUGAUUUGGUCUUUGUUUGGGCCGUUAAAUUAAAUAUCCUUUCCGAGUCGCCUGACCUCUGUGCCCAUCCCAGCUGUCCAGAGGACAAUGCCAGCACUUCCAGUCAUUUCCUUAAUAGAAAUCUUAUCUUUUGUGACGCCUUCGCCGUGCGCCUAAGCCGGAUAUCGCACCUUUGACAUCUGCCCCUUGGCUCCUUGGACAAAGCAACUCAGUGCUGAGCACUCAUAGAACACUAGCUUCCGGUCCGGCUUUUUGGGAGAAAAUCAUUUGGAAAAAUUGGGUGUUUAUUUAUGCCAACAUUAGAAGACGAACGACCAUGAGCUCUUGCUGUGGAACUCAGACGCCGCGAUGUUGUGAGUGUCCGCCCGGCUUGAGGCUGGAGAAGAACCCACAGGCGCCCAUCUUUGACAUGCUGGGUCCGCAUCCGGACGAGGUGGUCAUGACGAUCCUGGAUCGCAUCCUUUACCUUUCGGGUGCCACAAAAAUAAUUCCCAUGCUGGAGUUGGCUUCCUAUGGGCCUGCUCUUAAAAAGGAAUCCUGUACACCGCCAUCCACCUGUGCACCCAGCCCUUGCACUUCCAUCAGCAGCUCGGCUCAUCCUUCGUCCUCGAUGUGGAAUACCUGCUGCUCCCAGCCACCGAGUAGCUGUUGCCCCAAACCGACGAGCAGCUGCGGCAGUGGAAAGACUGCAGUGCCCUGUAGUCCCAAGAUUUCGCCAGUGCCCUGCACUCCAAAGUCCUGCUGUAAGACCUCGAGUCGUCUAAGUGCCGCCGCCUGUUGCCCCAGGCAGCGAACUCCUCGGGUGGACUUUGAUCAUCCGGCAGAGAUUAUACCCAUGAGGAAGAAGGCAGGCAGUACGACAAUUAGGGAACGCAUGGAGCGCAUGGAUCAGUCGAUUUCCACUUGCUCGGUGGCCUGUCAGCAGCUGAAAACCAAGCUGGCAUCCACGGAAUCUUCCGCUGGCAAGGAUCAAAAGUGGCUGUGGACUCGUUUGAUACGGAGCAAUAAUGGCUGCAUGGUCUACGAGGUGUACAAGGAAUCCGAUGGGGACAACUCACCCUCCAGGAUCGGAUCGGAAUCACCCAUCAUCCUUUUUCUGGUCAUGCCGAAUGGUUAUAUUAUGCCUUUUGAGUCGAUUGGUAGUCCUUAAAGCAGAAGGGUUUGCACAUAUUGUAUGCGCUAUUGCAUACUUUUUUCAUUGUGCGGUCAAUUUGAAAUAUAUACUUUUACCCAGAUUAGUU
Molecule: messenger RNA, 1362 nt
Organism: Drosophila suzukii
Lineage: Eukaryota; Metazoa; Arthropoda; Insecta; Diptera; Drosophilidae
Source: RefSeq, a predicted model, not a curated record